CCAUAAAAAUAAUACACUGCAGGUGGAUGGAUCGGCGUCGCAUGUGCGUGCUCGAAAGAAAAAACAAAAAAUAAGUCGAACAAGGCUGGGAGGGGCUAGCGACGCAACGGGCAAGCAACCAAGACCCGGCUAAGAACAGUGCAGCUCGCAAGACAGGCCAUUGGCAGUUGAUUGAUCAAAGCCCGGGCCUCCCUUCAGCUUGACCGUCGCACGCGUAGGUACUUUACAGCCCCCAGACAACGGCCGCCGGACGGGGCAUGUCGUUCAAAUCUCUCCUGCCUCGCCGCCUCCUUUGCAUUGAUCUGCCCUCGCUCGUCGACGCGCAUCCGCGACACCUCUCCCAUAAUUAACCCUCUGCAUCCCCGAGUCUCCAUCCACACUCCCGCCGCCCACCUUGCCCCCGACCGUCUCAGGAGUUCGCCAGUCACGACAGACCCGCACACCACACCAAUCGAGUUUCAUCAUGAGCGUAAGCAUCCCAACUUUCCGACAUGGCAUUCCACCAUUCAUUUGAUUCACUUCUCCACGAACCUCUCUCGUGCCCGCCUUCCCUCCUCCACCGACUUAGUCACCCAGCCAAACAACACUAUAGCAUCCAUUCACUAACCUCAUGGCUUCACAGUACGGAAACGGUGGUUACCAACAGAUGGGCUACGGCGCCAACCCCUAUGAUCAGCGCACCGACGACCAGAGCGCCGGUCGCUACAACAACUACGCCCAGGGCCACUACGAUGACCCCAGCGCCGUCGAGAUGCAACCUUAUGGCCAGAACGGCGGUGCCGCCGACCCCAAUGCCAUCCUCAACGAGUGCCGUGAAGUCGACCGCGCCCUCGACCAGCUCGACAACCAACUCGACAACCUAGAGCGCACAUUCAAGCAGGUUCUCGCCCGCCCAGACAUGCCCUCCGGCGAAAUCACAAACCUCAGCUCCCAGAUCAUGACGGGAUACCGCGCCCUUGUCACACGCGUCAAGAACAUCAAGUCGAAGCCCGAAUCAGGAAACCCGCGCAACUCCCCACAGGUUGGCAAGGUCGACCGUCGGCUGAAGGCUACCAUCAACCGUUACCAAAGCCUUGAAUCCGAGUUCCGACGAGACUCGCAGGCUGCCGCUGAGCGACAGUACCGCAUUGUCCGCCCAGAUGCCACGGAGGAGGAAGUCCAGCAGGCCGUCGAGGACCCCAGCGCCCCCAUCUUCCAACAAGCUCUUCUCAGCUCCGACCGCCGUGGUCAAGCAUCAUCUACCCUCCGCAAUGUCAAGGAACGUCACGAAGCCAUCCAGAAGAUUGAGCAGCAAAUGGUGGAGCUUGCACAACUGUUCCAGGACCUUGACCAGAUCGUCAUGCAGCAGGAGCCCCUUGUCGAGAACAUUGAGCAGAAGGGCGAGGAGAUCCACGAGAACGUCGUGCAAGCAAACACGGAGAUCGGAGGCGCCAUUGAAAAGGCUCGCAGUGCUCGCCGCAAGAAGUGGUGGUGCGCGCUCAUUGUCGUCAUCAUCCUCAUCAUCAUCGCCGUCGUGGUUGCCAUCGUCGUCACCCGCAACCAAAGCAACAACAAUAACAACAAACCCUAA
Messenger RNA from Periconia digitata, 1570 nucleotides. The record is from the annotation of a GenBank genome assembly. NCBI's taxonomy places the organism in Eukaryota, Fungi, Ascomycota, Dothideomycetes, Pleosporales, Periconiaceae.